AUGGCCGCCGCUGCUGCUUCUCCGAUGGCCGCCGCCGCUGCUUCUCCGAUGGCCGCCGCCGCUGCUUCUCCGAUGGCCGCCGCCGCUGCUUCUCCGAUGGCCGCCGCCGCUGCUUCUCCGAUGGCCGCCGCCGCUGCUUCUCCGAUUGAAAGAGAAGAGAAAAACCCUUCCGUUGGCGGUGGAUUGGAGUUAACCCGCUUGGAACCGGCUAUUUGGAGAAGUGAGGACGGACCACCAUUUGCCGGAGCUUCGACCAGCCUUCUCAACAGCAGCAACAGCAACAUCAAAGCUACCUGUGUUCGUUUGCUGUUUCCCCAACUUCGCCAAGGCAGCAGCAGCAGCAAGGGAGCGAGGUUGACCCGCGUUUUCUGCUUCUUCUCAGACCAACAGCAGGACUGCGUUUUCUGCUUCGUCUCAGACCACUCAACAGCAGUAGCCAGAGCCGCCUGCGUUUUUCUGCGCGCCUUGAUCACCAGCAGCAGCAGCAGCAGGUUGCUGCCUGCAUCUUCCGUAGCACCUCAGGCCACCCGCAGUAGCAGCAGUAGCUGCUGUGCUCCUCGCGCCGCGCCUGCACAGCUGCUGUACCCGUGCACGACACGCAGCUGCUGUCCGUACCUGUUCGUGACGAUCUCUGUGCCUUCAGCCGUGCCUACACCACCUGCCGUGCCAUCCCUCACAGAAAGCGCUGUUGU
Messenger RNA from Cynara cardunculus var. scolymus (artichoke), 692 nucleotides. RefSeq names its product integumentary mucin C.1-like. The record is from RefSeq and is a predicted model, not a curated record. The annotation marks the transcript as partial. Lineage: Eukaryota; Viridiplantae; Streptophyta; Magnoliopsida; Asterales; Asteraceae. The transcript has 2 exons.